Messenger RNA from Tilletiaria anomala UBC 951, 1329 nucleotides. RefSeq lists its product as uncharacterized. Gene Ontology annotation, biological process: positive regulation of cyclin-dependent protein serine/threonine kinase activity; nucleotide-excision repair; regulation of transcription by RNA polymerase II. The record is from RefSeq and is a predicted model, not a curated record. Gene Ontology annotation, molecular function: cyclin-dependent protein serine/threonine kinase activator activity. Lineage: Eukaryota; Fungi; Basidiomycota; Exobasidiomycetes; Georgefischeriales; Tilletiariaceae. The transcript has 3 exons. Gene Ontology annotation, cellular component: transcription factor TFIIH holo complex. Bases 1 to 1329 code for a protein of 442 amino acids.
AUGUCUCGUCGCGGCGGACUCGUGGGCUCCUCUCGCGGUGGCCGCAUCUCAAGCGCUGGAGGCAGCGUUCGGGGCACGCCUGACCCGAACUCAGCUGCGGGCCCCAGCACGAGCGCGAGCGCCAGCUCCAGUCGAAACACCGCGUCUACGAUCUUUGGCGCAUCGUCCAUCAUUGGUGCUGGUGGCGCGCGGCAGAAGGACCCUAGCGGCCGCAUCCAAGAGUGGAGUUCUCCCGAUGACAAGUGCCCGCAAUGCAAGACAGAUCGGUAUCUCAACUCAAAGCUGCGGCUAUUGGUUGGACCGUGCUAUCACAAGAUGUGCGAGUCAUGCAUCGACCGCAUCUUUGCUCUAGGCCCGGCGCCUUGUCCCGUUUGCCGACGGACGUGCCGCAAGAAUCAGUUCGGUUUCCAAACGUUUGAAGACCUGCAAGUCGAGCGUGAGGUCUCUAUCCGGCGCACCAUUACCAAGAAUACGGCACGCAGUCUGGAGACGGACUUUGGUGGCGACUUAAAAGCAUACAACGAUUACCUGGACAAGGUCGAGUCGCUCACCUUCAGCAUCGUCCACGGCAGCGAGGCGGAGGCGGACGAAGCGUGGCGCUGGAUCAACGGGCAGGAAGGCGUAGCGCGCAACAGCAUCGGCCUGCAGGCGCGCUACGCGGAGCGCGAGAGCGAACUGGCGCGCGAGGCGGAGGAGAUGGAGCGCAGCGAACGCAAAGCCAAGGGCGAACGUUUGCGCGCCAUCGAGGCGCGCGAAAAGCUUGAAAAGGAGCAGGAAGACAGAAUGCUGGUCGAGCUCAUGGAGAAGGGGAAGAUUGACGCGCAGGAGGUGCAGAGGAGGCGAAGAGAGGGCGCACGGAAACGCGAGCGAGAUCGAGAUCGGGAGGAGGCCGCCGUCGAGCGUGAAUUUGCCACUCGGGCGGGGGAGCGGCUGGGCGCGGCAGGCAGAGGCAAAUCUGGCGGGCCCGCUGCGAAGGGCGGCUGGAGCGAGGCGAACAAAGCUGCGAGGCUCUGGGGCCCAGCGGGCUACCAGCCUGAAAUGCUGCUUGACUACCGCGGCCCGCUCGCGUACCUGGACGACGGAAGCGCGCUGCUGCCCGGCGGCCGGUCUAUGUUCCAGCCGCAUGAAUCGGCGCACGAUGCAGCGAGGCUUCUCGCGUCUACGGGCAUCGCGAGCGCAAGUGCGCUUGCGCAGAUGAGCAAGGACGAUGCACAGCGUAUCACGGCCGGCGGGUACUCAUGGACAAAGGCGUUGGGCAGGGAUCACCUAGCCGGAUUCGCGACGAUCAGAUUUCAGACGCCGGAAAUUGCGGCUGGUCGAGUUGAGUAG